Messenger RNA from Priapulus caudatus, 1291 nucleotides. RefSeq lists its product as uncharacterized. The coding region runs from base 207 to 1223 and encodes 338 amino acids. The transcript is spliced from 3 exons. NCBI's taxonomy places the organism in Eukaryota, Metazoa, Priapulida, Priapulimorpha, Priapulimorphida, Priapulidae. The record is from RefSeq and is a predicted model, not a curated record.
AGCUAUUCAUGUAUGGCUGGUUUUCUAGAUUUAAAUAUAAAAUUCUUAAUUAUUACAUUUCGCCGUGACGUCUUUGAACACGCAAACACGUGUAAUUAGAUGAUUACCUUAACUUUUAAUUAGUUGCAACUCCUACGACCAAGCCUCUGACCAGAGACGUGGUUAAGAAACACAGUACGAGUGAACAUCUGGACAAGAGCGACAGCAUGUUAGUGAAGCGCUUAAACAGCAUAGUUGCAAAGCAUACGGGACUUCAAUCACCACAGAGCAAUGGCAGUCUGACGUCACAUGGUUCUGGACUCGUUUUUCCACGCAUUCUGUCAACGCAAGAUGGGAGAGGGUCACUGCUAUCCCUGCGACCUUCAGUAAACUGGGAAAAAAAGGAUUCGCCCUCUUCCAGAGAUAGAAGAGGAUCAUUGACAUCAAGGCUACCUUCGGUUAACGGGGAGAGAAAUGGGUCGCUCGCAUCCAUCUACAAGACAGCGUUAUUCAUAUCUAGCAAACCUUCAAUCAACGGGGAGAUGAAAGUACCAUUUCCUUCAACGGGCAAGAGAGGUUCACUGCCAUUGCAGUCACCCUCGCUAGACGGUGAGAGAAGAGGUUCAUUCCUGCCCACGGACAGAAAAGGUUCGCUGCAAUCGCAGCCACCCUCCCUAGCCGCGGAGAGAAGCGGUUCAUUUCUUUCCACGGACAGAAGAGGGUCAUUGACAUCAAAACAAAUUUUCGGGGGCGGAGAAAGGAGAGGGUCGUUAGGCUCGAUGAGCAGGCGAGGAUCAAUAAGCAAGCACGCAACGGCGAGAGAUAAGCGAGGGUGCACGAGUAAGCGCGGAUCUGUGACAGGCGGCAGGCGGCCAGGACCUGACGCACAAUCACUGCAGGAGAUCUAUGACAUAAUCAGCGAAAUAAAUAGGCGACUCGUCGCUGGGCCGGCCAGCAAUCGGAAGCUCCCGCUAAUCGGCAACGACGCCGACUUCCGGGCCAAAGUUCAAGCGCAGCUGACCACGUUGACGGCUAUCCUGCAGCGACUGAAAGAGCAAUCGCCAGGGCCGUGGGCGGAUGGCAUCAAUCCAAAGGAGCUGCUGGACUGCACGUACCUGCGGCUGUCAGACAACAAUGUCGAGAGGCUGGAGAAGAUGUGUGAGGAUGCCGGGAUGCUCGUGGGAAUCCAUCCUCACUCGGCGAUACCAGAUGUCGCUGCUGCUGUGUUCGAUAGCGAACCAUAGUGCUCACCCACCCAUACCCCACCAUAAUGCCCAUCCCACCCUCACUCCACCGCAGCACCCACCCACCC